AUGGACUGCUCAAGUGGUGGGUAUUUUGCUUUUUACAUUGUACUUGCUCUCUGCUUUCUAGCAACGGGACAUUUGAGCGCUCCAAAGGCAGCGAACCAUCAUGCCGCCGCUGUGGCGUUGGCUUGCCUUGUUCUGGGAGCCUUCUGCACGGAAGGCUCUCAGGGGCCCCUCAUCAUCAAUCCCUUUUGCCCAGCUGGUGGUGCUCCAAACACAAGACAACGUAGCAUAUUUAGUCCUUGUCUAAGAGUGCAGACACCACCCCAUGGAGUCUCGUUGGAGUGGCUUUCUGCUUCUGGCAAGACAGGGGCCUCACGGAACCCCCAGGCGGCUUACUACUGGUCAACAUCGAAGGGACCCUCUUCGUCUUCGAGAUCAACUGCCAGCACAGGAGCGCAGCCUUUCCCACGGAUAUUCACUGCGGCAGCUGCCACGAUCGCGCUGCGGCGAUCACACAGCUGCAGGGCCCCUUGUUGCCCCUGCAGAUUCUUGGGAGACUCCGUGGGGGAGGAACUCUCCCCUGAAUAUGCGACGCCAGCGCCUCUUCAAGCCAGAGACUGGACGUCGAAUUCCCUUGCAUUGCCAGCUGGCCAUGUUCUGCUCUAUUCGCAUGAGCCCUGCCGGCGUUCUCAUGCAUUCGAUUGGGCAGCAACAGCUGCUGCAGCUGCUGCCGCUGCUGCUGCGACGAAGGACCGGAGAAAGUACCUGCAAAGGAAGCAUCGGCACUGGAAGCCUCCUAAGGUCCCUCAGCGUUACCUACGCGAAGAAGGAGAUGCAGUGGGGCCUAAGAUCCCUCGCUUUCCGGAAAACCGCUCCUUAACGGGGGGAGGCAGCCUUAAGGUCCAGGAUCUUGAGGGCCUAAGCGCUUCCCGUGGCGGAGAUACCUCCGGAGUUCGGUUCCUAGAAAGGCAGAAGAAACCGCACGAGGUGAUUGGCCAAACAGAAAAAUCGAUAUGGGGAGACGUCUUUUACUCGGCAGUCGCGCACAGCAGAGCCUGCGGAGGGCAAACCCGUAAGGCAGUUAAGCGGGCAUCUAGCAAGUCCAGCCUCUUAAGGUCGUGCAUAGGGACUAUUCUGGCUUUUCCUUGCAUGCUACAUGUUGCGAUAUCGACGCUCCUCUCGCUGCUGCUGCUGACGCUUUGUGGCGUGCAGCAUCAGUGGAAGCAGGCGGCACUGCUGCCCCUGGCAGACGCGGUGCCUUCGCUGAAGAAAGAAGACAUCGAGGGCCCCCCUGCUAUUUCGAAGACUUCCAGCCGUUUUGCCUUGUUGGGAGCUUACAAGGGGACAGAGAGAGACUUUUUUAAGCGCUUCUUCAGAGAUCGAGAUAGAGCCCUUGACGGAAGGCAACAGGAGCUGCAGCAGCUGGAGAAGCAGCAGAAACAGCUGCUUUUGCAACAGGCAAUGUCAAAAAGCCGGCGGUAUAUCCCUCCCAAAGAAUACUGGUACUCGGGGCCCUACGAGCCGCCGACGGUCUUUACGGCCAGUACGUUGGGUGCUCGAGACUUGAAGUUUGUUCUUAUGAGAGAAGCCCACAGGAUUCGAUCGGGCGAAGCUGUAGAUUUGUCUGUGUGGAAGGCCCUAGAGGCGCGAGCUGCAGCGAUCUGCAGAGACUCCCGAAAUGUGACAGCUCGCACCCUUCUUAGGAUGCUGCAGGCUUUUGCUGCAGUCCAGUUGCCCUUACAGCCCACGCAUGUUGAAGAUUUCACCAGGGCCAUUGUGAAGAAACAAGCGGAAAUGAGGCCGGAAAACUAUGUACAUCUCUUCCAGGCCCUUGCCCGGUUGCGGUUAAAGCACCGAAUUUGCCUUAUCGGGCUGCAGGAGAUGAUUCUUUCGUGGGCCAUCCUCCGCAAUAAUUUCUUGAUCAAAGCCGCGAAUGCCUUGAGCAAGCUAGACCUCGCCGCCCACAUGUCGGUCACUCCUCUUAAGUUGGUCUUGGCAGCGCGUAUUCCCACGUUCACUGCCAUAAACUGCCGAGCGGUCAAGUGGGGAACUGGCGUGGAGCUCUUUUCUUCAGCGAUGCUCAUCGACUUUCUGAACUGCGCAGCCAAGCAGCAGAAACGGCAUGUGCUGCAGCGGCACUCCAGAGACCUGCAGCUGAUGGAACUCUAUCUCAGGGUGCAGAAGCCUGAGGUGUAUGAACAGCUGGACCUUGAGACCCAGUACUUCUUGGAAGUCAUUCGCAAUGCCAGCACUGCCACCUUCAGCGACUCUAGUGAUGACGAGGAAUACACGGGCGAACCAGAUGGAAUCACCCAAAGCGACUCGCCGUCUUGGGGUGUCUGGGCACGUCGUUCUAUACCUGACGAGGUCUGCGAACCAACUCCAGGCCCGGCUUACAGAGAGGCGAUGGAGGCGGAAAGCUUCUAUACGCCAGCAGAGCCAAAGCCACAGAGCCGCUUAGAGCCUCCCGCAGGGGUAGGAGGCCCUCCUCAGGACAAGGCAGGAGAGGCAGAGCUGACAAAGGCCAACGGUACAGAGACAGAAGAAGUGUGCACGCAUGCUGUAUUUAGUAGUGCUCUGCAUAGAGAUAUCAGCAGAGUGCUGAACCUCAUGGAAGUGCCGCACAUAAACUCCGCGAGUGCCGGCCCCUUGAAGGCAGACUGUUACCUGCCGCAUGCCCGAGCGGUUAUUGAAGCUGUGUCUGCCUAUCAGCUCUAUACCAACACACAGACGCCCACAACUUUAAGUAGACUGUGA
Cyclospora cayetanensis is the source of this 2694-nucleotide messenger RNA. RefSeq lists its product as uncharacterized. The record is from RefSeq and is a predicted model, not a curated record. Lineage: Eukaryota; Apicomplexa; Conoidasida; Eucoccidiorida; Eimeriidae.